Molecule: messenger RNA, 1989 nt
Organism: Aspergillus sclerotioniger CBS 115572
Lineage: Eukaryota; Fungi; Ascomycota; Eurotiomycetes; Eurotiales; Aspergillaceae
Product: magnesium transporter CorA family protein
Exons: 2
Coding region: 1-1989 (662 amino acids)
Biological process (GO): magnesium ion transmembrane transport; intracellular magnesium ion homeostasis
Cellular component (GO): plasma membrane
Molecular function (GO): magnesium ion transmembrane transporter activity
Source: RefSeq, a predicted model, not a curated record
AUGUCCGAGUCACCGAAGUCCGAGAAGUACAUGUGCUUGACUAGGUACAGCACCCCAGUCCCUGAACUGGAUGACCAUCGAUUCCAACUGGAUCCGCCACGCUUUGAAGCCACUCCUGAUGUGCCGCUGAGUCGGCAAAACACCGCCCCGCAGGGUCUCAAUCUAGAGACUCCCCAACGUCAAGAGUUGCUCAACAUUGAGGAUGCACUUCGGGAAGCCGGCUCUCUUUCGCGUGACUUCGAAACAGCUGUAGUCGACGACGACCGAUCAGACCAGGAUUUCAAUGCCAUGGGACGUCGCUUUUCCGUUGACCCCACUGGAAACAUCCGCCAUGGUCGUACCUAUAGCCGCACGCAUCAGGAGCUUGCAAACUUGUCGCGCGAGUCGUCUGUGUCUGCCAGAUCAACUUCUCCGCCUAAUUCAGUUGAGGCAUUCGCAGACCCGCGUCGCCGGGAACGUGCGAAUACUCUAGAAAGCCACGCUGCCCCAGAUCUAGAGGCUAUUCUCCAGCGCACAGUAUCUGGAGGUACGCAUCCUCGUCGCCCGACAUUCAGCAAUGCAAGUGUGAUCAGGCCGCAGCCGGGGGACAUAACAUUAGAGCCCACCGAUGAUGGCUGCCUGCCGACUUUCGAGCAACCCGGCAGGAUUCCAGUGAUUGACUACGAGGAGUUGGAGGAGUUUGUUGCUCUCAGUCAAAGGGCAAAGCCCACGGCAAACCGACGCAGACACAGCCUGAGCUCGCAAAGCACUAAGCCCCGGGUCUUUUAUGACCUUCGCCCGGGUGUUCAGAAUUCUGAAAAUGAUGGGGUAAAACGUUUGUCAAGCAUUGAUCGUUCUUCGGAUGAUAUCUUGGACGUGCCCUCGGAGAAGAACGGUAAAGAAUUCACCGAUGUUGUGAACGAGAAGGAACUGCUGGCGACCCUGAAGAACGAGAAUGAGCCUACCCGGUUUGGCUUCUUUUCGUCCGAGUCACAAAGCACUGUGCAUGCUGCAGAGUUGGGCGACCUAGUUUUACCGGGAGACACUUUCCGGGAUCUUUUCCAGCUGGGCCCGGAUGGGGGUGUCUGGUGGCUCGAUGUCCUGAAUCCUACCGAGGACGAGGUGGGCGCUCUAUCCAGAGCUUUCUCCAUCCACCCCUUGACAACGGAGGAUAUCUUGACUCAAGAAGCGCGCGAGAAAGUCGAGCUGUUUAAACAGUAUUACUUUGUCUGUUUCCGGACCUUCUACCAGAUGGACAAGACAAGUGAGGAAUUCAUGGAGCCCGUCAAUUUCUAUAUGGUUGUUUUCCGUGACGGGGUGUUAUCGUUCUCCUUCACUGAGAACCCCCACGCUGCUAAUGUGCGAAGGAGAAUUGGAAAGCUCCGUGAUUAUGUGUCGCUGAGUAGUGAUUGGAUAUGCUAUGCCAUGAUUGACGAUAUUGUGGAUAGUUUUGGGCCUGUCAUUCGGGAGAUUGAGGUUGAGUCCGAAGCCAUCGAGGACCUCGUUUUCAUCGCGCGUAUGGAUGAUUUCGAGUCCUUUUUGCCGCGCAUCGGUGGGCUGCGCAAGAAGGUCAUGAGCUUGAUGCGCCUCCUGGGAGGCAAGGCGGACGUCAUCCGAGGCUUUUCGAAGCGCUGCAACGAGCAGUACUCGGUGACGCCGCGCGGCGACAUUGGCCUUUACCUGGGCGACAUCCAGGAUCACGUUGUGACUAUGAUGUCCAACCUCGCCCAUUUUGAGAAGAUGCUCAGUCGCUCGCACACCAACUAUCUGGCACAACUGAACGUGACCAAUCUGAUGCUGGGGAAUCAUGUCAAUAAGGUUCUGAGCAAGGUGACGCUCAUUGCCACCAUGUUGGUCCCCAUGAACCUGAUCUGCGGUUUGUUUGGGAUGAACGUUAAUGUGCCUGGGCAGAAUGCUGAAGGGCUGGGCUGGUUUUUUGGUAUUCUCGGGGUCAUCGCAGCCAUUGUCAUUCUCAGUGGAGUGGUGGCUCGUUGUUACAAGCUUGUAUAG